UUAUGUGUUUAAAUAAAUAAAUAAGCACAAACUUCGUGUAGAAGUGAAGUGUUUAAACUUCUCCACAUGUGAUUCACAGCUUGUCCUAUGCACCUCGAUGUUGAUUAUUGGUUCUUAUUGACCUUAGAUCUGUCUCUCCAUGAUCUCAAAAUUAGACUUUUAUUUCAAAUCUUUUUUGUUUACAAAGUGUAUUAUCAUUGUUUUAUAGGUGAAGUUUAUGUAAUGGGUAGACGUUUUAUCUGUGAUUAUUGUGAUAAGUCAUUUCCAGAUAAUCCAAUUAAUCGACGAAAUCAUCUUAAAGGUGUACAACAUCAACAAGCUCGAAAAUUACAUUAUGAUAAAUUUCUUGAUCCUAAAGAGAAGCUUAAUAUAGAGAAAUCAAAGAAGCCAUGUAUAACAUUUCGUAAUACAGGUACAUGCACUUAUGGUCCAUUAUGCAAAUAUUCUCAUUUAACCAUUGAAGACAUUCAUAUUUUAGAAGAAAGAUCUAAUGCUGAACUACUUGCUUCAUCUUAUUUGAAUCAUCUAGCUUCUGAAGUUAAUAUUAAUCAUCAAAUUAAAUUAUUAGAAUCAAAGCUAAUAUCCAAACGAGAGAAACAGACAAAUUGUGGAUCAAUUCAACGAUUUCAUAUACCAGAAGGCAUACAAUUACUAUAUCUACCUCCUUCAUUGUCUUUACAUUAA
This is a messenger RNA of Schistosoma rodhaini, 684 nucleotides long. Lineage: Eukaryota; Metazoa; Platyhelminthes; Trematoda; Strigeidida; Schistosomatidae. The record is from the annotation of a GenBank genome assembly.